Austrofundulus limnaeus is the source of this 4420-nucleotide messenger RNA. It is a transcript of the gene chdh, whose product is annotated as choline dehydrogenase. Gene Ontology annotation, molecular function: flavin adenine dinucleotide binding; choline dehydrogenase activity. NCBI's taxonomy places the organism in Eukaryota, Metazoa, Chordata, Actinopteri, Cyprinodontiformes, Rivulidae. The record is from RefSeq and is a predicted model, not a curated record. The coding region runs from base 123 to 1943 and encodes 606 amino acids. The transcript is spliced from 10 exons. Gene Ontology annotation, cellular component: mitochondrial inner membrane.
GCACUUUGUUCAGUACCUUCAGUUUUACUUUUAGUGCUGCAUUAAACUUACCUACUGUGGUUUGUUCAUUAUAAAGUGUUGUUGUUGUUGUUGUUUUUACAGUGAUUACAGGAAAUCUUCCCAUGAUGCUGUCCUUGGCCACAGUUGGUCAAGCAGGAGCCCGAAGAGUUUUGACACAAACCUGGGUGAAAUUCAUAAAGGAUGGCAGGUGCUUUACUGCUUCAGCUUUUCAUCGUUACUCCUCUACAUCGCCUUCAGCCAAUCAGAAAACACCGUCCUACAGCUAUGUAAUUAUUGGGGCGGGGUCAGCAGGCUGCGUUCUGGCCAAUCGCCUCUCAGAAGAUGCACAUGAGUCUGUGUUGCUUCUGGAAGCCGGACCGAAGGACAAAUUGCUCGGAAGCUCACGACUCUCAUGGAAGAUCCACAUGCCAGCUGCCCUGACCUACAACCUCUGUGAUGACAAAUAUAACUGGUUCUACCACACUUUACCUCAGGCCAACAUGGACAACAGGGUGCUGUACUGGCCAAGGGGCCGUGUUUGGGGAGGGUCCUCCUCACUUAACGCCAUGGUUUACAUUCGCGGACAUGCUGAAGACUAUAACCGCUGGCAGAGGGAGGGCGCAGAGGGCUGGGACUACAAGCACUGUCUGCCUUACUUCAGGAAAGCUCAGUGUCAUGAACUGGGCCAAAAUAUGUACAGGGGUGGCGAUGGACCUCUUCAUGUGUCCAGGGGAAAGACAAACCACCCUCUUCACAAGGCUUUUAUUGAGGCAGGGCAGCAGGCAGGAUACCCCUUCACUGACGACAUGAACGGCUACCAGCAGGAAGGUGUUGGCUGGAUGGACAUGACGGUCUAUAAAGGGAAGAGGUGGAGCACGGCCAGCGCCUAUCUAAGACCUGCACUGGGUCGACCCAAUCUAAAGGCAGAGGUGCGCUGCUUGACCACCAAGAUCCUGUUUGAUGGCAGGCGAGCUGUGGGGGUGGAGUACAUGCAGAACGGACAGAAGAAGAGAGUGUUUGCAGAUAAAGAAGUCAUAUUAAGUGGAGGAGCCAUAAAUUCGCCUCAGCUUCUCAUGCUUUCUGGAGUUGGAAAUGCAGAUGACCUGAAAGAUCUUGGCAUUCCAGUCGUUCAGCAUUUACCAGGUGUUGGUAGUAACCUGCAGGAUCACCUGGAGCUUUAUGUCCAGCAGCAGUGCACUCAGCCCAUCACCUUGUACAAGGCCCAGAAACCUUUCCAUAUGAUAAAGAUAGGCCUUGAGUGGCUCUCCCUGUUCACAGGUUACGGAGCUACAUCCCACUUGGAGAGCGGAGGGUUCAUUCGAAGUCGGCCAAAGGUCGCACACCCGGACAUCCAGUUUCAUUUCCUGCCCUCGCAAGUCAUUGACCACGGACGGGUUCCAUCAGAAAUUGAGGCUUAUCAGGUUCACGUUGGACCAAUGAGAAGCACGAGUAUCGGAUGGAUGAAGCUGAAAAGCACCAGCCCUCUGGAUCACCCGAUUCUUCAGCCCAACUAUCUCUCCACGGAAAUCGAUGUGUGGGAAUUCAGGCAGUGUGUCAAACUGUCCAGAGAGAUUUUUGCCCAAAAGGCUUUUGACCCAUUUCGUGGUCCCGAAUUCCAGCCGGGUCCUCAGGUCCAAUCCGAUGCCGAAAUCGACGCUUUCGUGCGCCAAAAGGCUGACAGCGCCUACCACCCGUCCUGCACCUGCAAGAUGGGCUCUCCCUCAGACCCGAUGACGGUCGUGAACUCGAACACACAGGUUCUGGGUCUGGAGCGGCUGCGCGUGGUCGACGCCUCCAUCAUGCCCAGUGUGGUCAGCGGGAACUUGAAUGCGCCGACGAUCAUGAUCGCAGAAAAGACGGCUGAUAAGAUCAGAGGUCGUCCUGCUCUUGUUGAUCCAGAGGUUCCUGUGUACAAACCUCCGACACUUGAGACACAGAGAUGAGCAGAGAGGAGCUCACACAGUUCCACUAAUGUCUCUGUGGGUUAUUUUACUUUACAAUCAAUGAAGCAGACGUGAGUAGCUGAUCAGAGAGAUUAAAAAUUUCUAAUAUUUUUUAUAACGCUAUCCUAAAACAGACAUUCUCCAUGUCCUCAAAUCUAACAUUUAUCCCAUCCACUGGAUGCCAGUUAAACACUAAUUAAAAAUGAACACUUGGAGAGCGCACACCUCUGCCAGGACCCUAGGAUACAGCUGGUCCAAAAUUUACUCAUUUGUUUUUUGUGACAACCUCAACAUUUCCAAGCUGUCAAAAACAUAACAUCCACAGAGGUAAAAAUUUGGUGGCGCUUUUCAAUGCAAGCAGGUCAGGUUUGAUAAAAUGCUUUUUAGCCUAAAUAUACCGAGCAGUUCACAGUCUUAAGGUGUCAUUCCCUCACCCAAAACAUCCCCAGAGUGUUGCUUUGACUCAUUCAUGCACGUGUGAGAAACCCUUGAAUCUCCUGUGGUAGCCACGUGGAGCUGCUUACUGGUACAAAGCUCCGCCCAUUUGUGCCUAACUCCUCCCUGGAGCUCGGUCUGCAGCUGAGCUACCGCUCCAGAGAGUACCCCUACCCCGAAGCAUUGUUGUGAAGAUGUGCUGAAGUUGGAGUGUCAGAAAUAGUAGGAGGUUUUUAAAGAGACAGGCUAUUAUGCAAAGUUAAAUUACUUUUUGUUAUAUACAGCAUUUGCAUAACAACUGAAUGUGACACAGUUACUUGAUUGUGGUGUAAAAUUGAACUCUGUGCCUGGAAAAUACAUAAUACCCCCCAACUAAAAGUACCCUCCGCCAAGACCCAAUCCAGCUGGUCCAAAAUAAAAUAGUUUGUUCUUCAUGACAACCUCAACAUUUCCUAGCUGUCAAAACAUAACCUCCUUUGGGGUAUACAUCUGGUGAUACUUUUUAAUGUAAACAAUUUGUCAAGUUUAAUGAAUUGCUCAUGAGCUUAAAUAUACUGAGCAGUUCAUAGUCUUAACUACACCUGACUUUUAGGCUGUAGCUGUUUCUAAACCUAUGAUUAACCUAAUGAUGUAAUAAAAAUGUUGUUUGUACCAUUUAAACUAAUAUGGUUCAGAAAACAUUUUACCCAUGAUUUCUGUCCAGGUUCUGAUUUUGCAUUUACAGUAUUAUCAGCACACGUAUGUGAUUAAAUGUGAUUUCCACCUGCUGUCGGCCACAAGCCAAAAUGCUGUGCAGACAUUUUUAUCUGAUAAUCAGCAGCCUGCAGUUUUUACCCACAUGCUCUCGGCAGCACCGUGCAGUUCCGUUCAGGUCAGAUGUGAUCAAAGAAACAUUUAUCUUCCUUGCUGAAAACUGCAGCUUCAACAUUUCCAGUGAUUUAUUGUCUUGAAGUCGUUGCUCCGAUUUCAUAUCAGCAGGAAGGAGGUUGUGUUCGGGUGAAACUCUUUGUCUUCAAAAAUAAUGACGUCUCUUAGUAUUCGUGUGAGUCCUAUCUGGACCUGGAAAACAUCAAUAUUCUUGACCUUGUUGCCAAAGCAAGAAGUGGCUAAAAGUAAGAUGAAAACAGUGUGUGCAGUGUCAAAAAGUACAAGCAGUUAAUGAACACUUAAUUUUUCAAUGCACAAGUCUCUUAAAUUGCUCGAAUUUGUGGAUCUUUUACCAAAUACUUAAUAAUCGUAUUUAAAACGAUCAAACCUGCCUGCUUAUGAUAAAACCUAAAUGUUUCUAUACACUAAAAAAACUUUAGCAUUGUAUUUGUGCCUUUUUUUUUGCUAAAUGAUUGUUUACAAUGACAACUUUGUCAAUGAUUGUGAAGAAAUAUUCUUUCAGUAAGAAAAAAAUUACCAGUGCCUUUUUGAAUGAUCACAAUGUGAUGUCAGUAUUAAUUCCUGAGUCAGCAUAUAUAAACAUGCUGAGAGUUUGAUUUUGUUUUUCUGAUUAUUUGAAGUCUUUUGUCACACUUCACCAUAUUCUGUAGUUAAUUAUGACAUGUUUAUCUUAGAUAAUAUUCAAAACUGUAGCAUCUGUUUACAUUUUAUUGCAUCAUAGGUGAAUUAUGUGUAAUAGAUUUAUUAUAAUUAAAGAUGUGAAUCACUAAAUGUGAAUCAAAAAGGGAAAUGUGUUUUCAACAUGACAGAACUUUGUAUAUUUUGUGUAUUGAUUGUCAGCAGACCAUGUUUACCUCCGUCCUCACAACUUUAUUCAUUACAAAAUACAACAGCUUCAUUUCAGGCAAAAAAAAAAUCUGUUGUACAAAACAGGGAUUUUGCUUUUAUUGGUACAAAAUCUAUAAGGUACUAGUCCUUAUGCUACAAAGUAGUUGGAAAUUAUUUGAAAAUGUUCAUACAAGUAGGUAGAAAGCAGAAAUCUUCAAGCUCUUUGUUUUUUUACAAACACUAUACAGAUUUUUAUACACCAUCUUUUCAUGGACAUCUGUAAAGCAGUGGAACGGUAGAAAAAUAAAGCUGUGUUGCACAACAAA